This is a messenger RNA of Diorhabda carinulata, 4850 nucleotides long. Its product is annotated as retinal homeobox protein Rx1-like. Gene Ontology annotation, molecular function: RNA polymerase II cis-regulatory region sequence-specific DNA binding; DNA-binding transcription factor activity, RNA polymerase II-specific. The record is from RefSeq and is a predicted model, not a curated record. The coding region runs from base 20 to 862 and encodes 280 amino acids. Gene Ontology annotation, biological process: positive regulation of transcription by RNA polymerase II. NCBI's taxonomy places the organism in Eukaryota, Metazoa, Arthropoda, Insecta, Coleoptera, Chrysomelidae. The transcript is spliced from 3 exons.
AGUCGGUUGAAAGCGCGCGAUGGACUCAGACCGUUGUGAAGAUACUUCAAGUAUUCUUGGCUACGGGCUAGACGUUAAACCAAUAAGAAUAGUCGCAAGCCCUCAUACGGGGCCCAGGCAUACUAUAGAUAACAUUCUGGGACUUGUGAGAAAAGAUGGUGAUGUGUUAGAGAGAUCACAAACUCCUGGAAACGGUGAAAGUGCUGGCGAAGGGAGCUGCAAUUCCAAUGACGGUGUCAGCGAUCUCCGCUACGGAAAGAUGGGAUCGGCAACAACGGGAAGCGGUUCAGAAGAUGAGGGAGCAACAAAUACGUCCGGGCACUCAGAAAACGAUAAUUGCAAGAAAAAACACCGAAGAAACCGAACAACAUUCACAACAUAUCAACUACACGAAUUGGAAAGAGCUUUCGAAAAAAGCCAUUAUCCAGAUGUUUACAGUAGAGAAGAAUUAGCUAUGAAAGUUAAUUUACCCGAAGUACGAGUACAGGUUUGGUUUCAAAAUCGACGAGCGAAAUGGAGAAGACAAGAGAAAAUGGAAGCAGCUCGACUAGGUCUAAGUGAAUACCAUGCUGCGACUCUUUCGAGGGCAGCUGGCUCGAGUCUAACUUUACCGAUGGAUCCAUGGUUGUCACCACCACUUCUAUCCGCUUUACCUGGAUUCCUCAGUCAUCCUCAAACGGGUUAUCCCAGUUACCUCACUUCUCCAAUAGCUACUGACCCUGGAAGGCCUCCCAUGGCGCAUUCACAUUCUCAUUCACCUAACAAUACUCCUCCUGACCUUAGAACUACUUCUAUCGCUGCUUUGCGACUUAAAGCUAAAGAACAUGUUGAAAAUAUUACUAAAGGUUUGCAAAUGGUUUAAGUGAGUGUGUUAUAUUUAGCUAUAAAUGACUGCGCCAAUUUGUGUGACCACGAAUUUUAAUUUUACCUUAAGCAUGGCGUACAUAUACAGCUCUAGUAAUUUCAAACAACAGUUUUAUCUGUAAAAGAAUGGUGUUUGAUAUUCGUCUUGAGAGCUGUCAUUUUAUCCUGUCUAUUUUCAUGGAGUAGAACUGAAACAGUAAAUUUUUGUUGUAUGUAAAUAACCUUGUAUAUUACAAUGUAGUUAUUAUAUCGUUGUUGGAUUUUUUGAUGAGGAUUGAUGUUAUCACUUGUAGUAAACCUCAUUUGAUAAUAGCUUCUUAAAUAUGAUUAUUUUAUAUGUAGCAAUUUAACAUAUUUUUGAAAACGACUACUGAAACUUUCGACUCAUUUUUCUUUCAUCGGAAAAUCACUUUUUGUACAACUGCUAUUGAAAAUGACACUUUGAAGAACAGUCAACAGUGUUAAAAGUGAAUGUUUACUUGAAAUCAUGGGAUGUUUGUCUGUAUGUCCUUUAUAGAAACGUAAACUAUGCGUUUAAUUAUAUGAUCUUUAGCUGUUGUGACUGAGCCAACGAAGAAUUUUUUAAAUUCGUUCUCUGCUUUGGUUUCAAUUCAAAUCAGCAUGACUUUUCACGGCAAGUAUGAAUUUAAUUGGAAUUACAGUAUGAAAUUCUUCCCAUUAUUAAACUAGUUUCAGUUAUUAUUUGAAAACAUCUGGUUCAACUAGUUCGCUACCUCUAUCAAAAAAACAACGCGAAAGGCAGAAUCGACGGGGACCUUCAGAAUGUCCGCAGGAGUUAAACAGGGUUGCAUUCUUUCACCUACCUUAUUUAACGAUUAUGGAGAAUACGUGUGGCAAGACGGAAUAUCAGUUGGCGUCAACCAUACCAGCAAUAACAGAAAUUAUCACCACAAACAUCAGAAAUUGCAGGCUACGAAGUAUCUUAGAUCCUUAAUUAACACUGGGAAAUGCGAAAGCAAAAUACACCGUCGUCUGAUUAUAACAAGAUCAGCGACUACCAAGUUAAAUAAAAUAUGGAAAAACAAAUCUAUCACGAAAACUUGGACUUUAAACAAAGCAGAUAAAAACCUAAUAGAAGCUUUCAAACUGUAGGUUUAUAGACUACUCUUACGGGUAUCAUGAACACCGAACCAACGUAUCCGUAUUACAAGAAAAUGGUCCACGUACAAGAGUGCUAACCAGAAUAAACCGCAUAUAUCCGCAAUCAUAUAGCUAGAAGAUCAGGAACAAAGGAACGAUUGAUCAUAACAGGGAGAGUAGAACGCAAACGCCCAAGAGGAAGAUCUCCAACUAGAUGGGUAGACCAAACAAAACCAUUAAUAAAUAUGAGACUGCAUGAUGCCGAAAAGAUUGCUCAGGAUAGGCAAGCAUGGAAACAACUUCUGAAUCAAAUAUAAAUAGUGUCACUUUAUCCUUUGGAGGAUAAUGGAAAGAAGAGAGAGAUUAUCUGAAUGCCUCAUUCCAAUACAGACAAUUUAUCACUUUCAGUUCGAAUUUAAGAUUUUCAACAUCGAUGAACUACUUUUCGAACGUAUCAAUACUGCUAGCAAACAAGCGCUGGAUCUUCGAAAACAGUGACCUGUAUAUUGUUUUUUGCUCUGGCGGUUUAAGAAAUUCUGCAGCAAUGAAGGUUAUUUGAUCAAAUGUAAUUAUACCAACUGGAUUGGUAAUGCAUUUUUUAUUCACGAUAACCUCCACUUUUUCGUUUCAAAUAUGCCAUUACCUUGAAACAGUUACAUCAUCACAAUUUCCAACAAGGGCACUCAAAUUGAUCAUUGAAAAUUUUUUAUUUUUCUUGAGUUUAUGCUAAGAAAACAGGUUAACUGACUUUGACAUUUUCCAGGCCGGGAAAUUAGUAUAUAUAAUACCUUACUAAUGGGCUGAUUUUCAAAAACAACCAAAUUAUCAGUUUUAUUGAUUAUACCAUCGACAAACAUAUUGAGCAGUCACAAACCGAAGACAAACAUAGGACAAAAACGCUAAAAGACAUCGUUGUAAACAAGCAUUUGUUAGUAAUUAUAGCGUUGGCAAUGUUCGCCAUUCACUACAACCCUGUGAUUUGGCAGUUUUAUGUCAUAUAAUUUCACCUAUUUUGUUAUUAAAAUAGGGCAGUCAUGCAAAAAAUUUUGUAUGACAAUCUCAUUUUUUUCGUGUUCAAUUCGUUCCGCUCGUUUCACAAACUUAUUCACUCAAGAAAUAAAAAUUUACUUUUAACACUCACAUAAUAAGUAAUUGAUUUAUGACGUUAUAUGAAAUUUCCGAAAAUUUAUUUGUUUGUUAUAAUAAACAUUGAAUAAUAAUAUAAAUAUGUUAAAUUGUUACUAAUCUUUGACCGAAUAUUUGAAAUGAUUUCAAAACUUCAACUUAUAUCUCUUGAUUGAUUGAUGGAAAAUAACAUGUUAUUUGAUAGAUAAAUUUGUAUUGAUUGUUCUUUUUCUAUAACGAAUUUUUUGGUGGAAAUUUUUAUUAAUACUGAAUAAGUGCAUUUUUAUGUUUGAUUCACUAGAGCCUAGGUCACGAAAAUCAAGACAGAAUCUAUUUUUCCUUCAUCCCUAGCUGAAAAGCUGAUGAAUUCAACGCGCAAUCAAUAUAAAACUAUUUUGACUGAAUGUACGAGGUCUGGCUAUUAAAUAAUGAGACUGCGCCCCUAGAGGGAGCUCUAGACGGGUUGAGUGAAAAACAUGUAGUGCUUUGGGUAUCUAGAUAUCUUGUCCAUACACGUCACAAAACACGUUUCCGUCACUAUUAUAAUAUUUGUGCAGUAGCGGUUUGAAACGAACGUUUUUUUUUCUCGUUUAAGUGAAAAUAACUUCGACUGAGUGCUAUAAACUGUUGCAAGAUGCUUAUGAUGACAAUUCUCUAUCUCGUGCGCGUGUUUUGAGUGGUGUAAGCGUUUUAGUGAGGGCCUAAAGAGCACUGAAAAUGACCAGCACCCAGAUCGCCCCGUGACUGUUUCAACUCCGGAAGCAGUAAGCAAAAUCAUCCAAAUUGUGCGCAUCAGGAUAAUUGCCAAGGUUGUAAACGCCGAUAAAGAAACGGUUAGUAAAAUUUUACACGAGCAAUUACACAUGACAAAAGUCUGUGCGAAGUUGGAGCCAAAAAAUCUGACUCCUGACCAAAAGCUCUUGCGUCAACGGGUCUGCUAAGGUUAUAAAAAGAUCUGCUUUGAAAGGGACCCGAUUUGAGUCGAUGGAAGCGGUAAAGCAAAGAGGAUGAUAAAAUCCUUUUUCGUAAUCAGUCUCGUUAUUCAAUAGCCAGUCCUCGUAUUAUUUAUUAUUUUUAUAGUAGAUAUAUCGUAAUCAAGCCAAUGAAACAACUUGGUUUGAAAACUUUCAUACGAUUUGAAUCAAUAUUAUUUAUAUUACAUUGAAAGUAUUAUUAGAUAUGGGUAAACUUUUCUAUUGGAUCUCAGAUAUUCAUACAGGGUUUUACGAAAGUAAUUGUUCAAACUGAAUUGGAAGAUUCGUUGCUUCAUUAUAUAUGAUGCAACUUGCUUCAAGAAAUUUUGAUAUUAAACAAGAUAAUGAAUGUGAGAAAUAUUAAUUCAAAUUUGUAAAUUGACGAUAUAGUAAAUGUUUAUGAAUAAGAGAGUAAUAAAACGAUGAAGUGUUCGUGCUAAACAUACAUGGCAUAAAUAUAUUGUACACUUACACUUACAAAUCUUUAGAUUUGCCCAAUCCAAACCUUUUUCUAUUUUUCUGUACAGCUUAUGGUUACAAAAUAUCAAUAAAUAACCGAAAACUUAUAUUUGCACUUAUUUUGAAUACGAUUUGUCUGAUAAUCUUCCGAUUCUAUUUGGUCUAUUACUUACAAACUACCCUAUAUAUAGUGAUUUCAUAAACGUGUAAAUAGUGAUAUUAAAUCCUUUUUAUUAUCGAAGUAUUUCGAAUCCCUAUUUAUUGUACUUUCUUUAUUUAGUGCUGUGAAUUUUUGUAAAUAUUGCAAUAAAUCAUCUUCUAAUUUAA